AUGGGCGGCCCGCGGGCCUGGGCGCCGCUCUGCCUCGGGCUCCUGCUGCUGGGGGGCAGCGCCGCGUGGAGCGUCGGAGGAGCCCAGUUCUCUGGACGCAGAAACUGGUGCUCGUACGUGGUGACCCGCACUGUCUCAUGCCACGUGCAGAAUGGCACCUACCUUCAGCGAGUGCUGCAGAAUUGUCCCUGGCCCAUGAGCUGCCCGGGGAACAACUACAGAACCGUGGUGAGACCCACAUACAAGGUGAUGUACAAGACAGUGACCGCCCGAGAGUGGAGAUGCUGCCCCAGGCACUCGGGGCCAGGCUGCGAGGAAGUUGCAGGCUCCUCUGGCCAUGUGGAGCCCGGGUGGCCAGGCAACACUAUGCGACGGAUGGCUCUUCGGCCCACAGCCUUCUCAGGUUGUCUCAACUGCAGCAAAGUGUUGGAACUGACCGAGCGGCUGAAGGUGCUGGAGGCCAAGGUGGCUAUGCUGAUUGUCACAGAGCAGGCAGUGCCCCCAGCCCCAGCUGCCCCUAAAGACCCUGCCCCACUGUGGGGCUCCCCAGCUGCCCAGGGCAGCCCCGGGGAUGGAAGCCUCCAAGGGCCACCUGGAGCCAGAGAGAGUGUGAGGGCCCCACUGCUCCCUCGAGACGACCAAGUGGGUAUUCCUGGGCUGCCAGGGCCCACUGGCCCCAAAGGAGACACCAGCAGUCAGGGCCCGACGGGAAUGAGAGGCCCACCAGGUCCACAGGGCCCACCAGGGAGCCCUGGCCAAGAUGGAGCUGUGGGCAGCCCUGGAGAGAGGGGACCUCCAGGCCCCCCAGGGCCUCCUGGCCCCCCUGGUCCCCCAGCCCCUGUUGGACCACCCCACACUUGGAUCCCUGAGCAUGGGGACCCAUUACUAUCCAACACCUUCACUGAGACCAGCAGCCACUGGCUCCAGGGACCCGCUGGGCCCCCGGGCCCCCCAGGGCCCAUAGGUCCUCCUGGGCCUCCUGGUCCCAUGGGUUUCCCUGGGAGUCCUGGACAGAUGGGACCCCCAGGCCCCAUUGGCCCUGAAGGAAUCUCUGGCCGCCUAGGAGAGAAGGGCGAGCGAGGACUGCGUGGGGAGCCUGGCCCCCGAGGCUUCGCUGGGCAGCGGGGAGAACCUGGCCCCAAAGGAGACCCUGGUGAGAAGAGCCACUGGGGGGAGGGGUUGCACCAACUACGCGAGGCUUUGAAGAUUUUAGCUGAGAGGGUUUUAAUCUUGGAAACAAUGAUUGGGCUCUAUGCAGAACCAGAGUUGGGGUCUGGGGCAGGCCCUGCCGGCACAGGCACCCCCAGCCUUCUGCGGGGCAAGAGGGGAGGACAUGCGGCUAACUACCGGAUCGUGGCCCCCAGGAGCCGGAAUGAGAGAGGCUGAGGGCAGUGGCAGCCCCUCAGGGUGGGCCAGGCCGGCCCCCUCCAGGAACCACCUGUCUGUAUUUAUUGAUGUCCUUGGGAUCCCUUCUGCCAUCUAGGACUUUGGGGCAGGCAGGUCUCUGCCCUGGCACCCCAUGUGGUUGGCCACAUGUGAGACUGAGCAGGGGCUGAGGCCUGAGAGGGAAGCGGUGGCCCAGGUGUGAGGUGAGGCCUCCUUCAAGGCCCUGGGCCUCAGCUACCCCCUGUAAAAUGCAGUGAUGCUGGCCUGUAGGAGGGGGUGCCGGGGAAAGGGCUUAUUGUCCUCUCACCAGCUGCCCAGGCGUCCAGGCCUGCAGGCCCUGAAGGAGUCAGAGCUCAGGCUCUGCCCAGCCCUUAGCAUACAAAGGAACGAUGGGGGAGGAGCGCCGUCUCACCCCGCUCAUCCCCAGCCAAGCCUCAGGAGCCCAGCUGUGCCCCUCCUAUUCUUGUUUUCUGGUGCUAGGUUCCCGGCCCUAAGGUCAGGCUGUCCCUGACCUGACUGGAGGGUCAGGGCCUCCUUGCCUCAGUUCUGCCCCCUCAGCCUCCAGCCCUUCUCAAGUGUCCCAGGUGGGGGUUGGGGCAUGGAGAGGAAUGAGCCACCUGCUCUCACAAACGCU
Molecule: messenger RNA, 2020 nt
Organism: Trichechus manatus latirostris (Florida manatee)
Lineage: Eukaryota; Metazoa; Chordata; Mammalia; Sirenia; Trichechidae
Gene: EMID1
Product: EMI domain containing 1
Exons: 16
Coding region: 1-1386 (461 amino acids)
Molecular function (GO): protein binding
Source: RefSeq, a predicted model, not a curated record